AUGCCGACUAUUGCUCGGUUCCGUACGCUGUGGGGGAUUCCGGCCGGGGACCAGUUCGCUAACUGGAUUGCCAUUUUCCCUGACCUGAAGGCAAAGGGCUACACCGGAGUUGAAAUAGACUACAGUGCGAUUCCAACCCAAGAGCUGCCCCAGCUUAGACGAAUUCUCGACCAGUUUGGCUUCCAGCUUGUUGCGCAAAUUAUGUCAUCUUGGCAAGGAUACACCGGCCCCAGACCACCAGGUCUGACCCCCAAAGAUCAUCUUGACUUCUACCGCAAGUCCCUUGAGCGCGCACAAAUCCUUAAGCCGGUCAAGGUGAAUGCUCAGUCGGGGAGCGAUGUUUGGACCCUUGACCAGUCCGUCGAUUUCUACCGGGGUACUUUUAAGAUUGACGAGGAGCUGGGCUUUGCUGGCAGAGUGACGCAUGAGACGCAUCGAAAUCGGUCACUGUUCACCCCUUACGCGACGAAGUACAUCCUGGAAAAGGUACCGAAUCUCCGAAUCACCGCCGACAUAUCUCACUGGGUCGUCGUCUCUGAGAGACUCUUAGACGAGUCACAAGAAGACCAAGAAAUUCUCGAGAAGGUCGUUCCUCAUGUUUAUCAUGUUCACGCUCGGAUCGGCACGACCCAGGGUUCUCAGUGCGCUGAUCCGUCGGACCCAAUCUACACCCCCGAGCGGGAAUUCUUCGAGAGGUUCUGGACCAAAGUCAUCCAGCACAGCGCCACUCGCGGCGCCGACUACCAAAUUACAUUUACCCCAGAAUACGGGCCGUACCCUUAUCACCCCCAUCACAGUCCCCGAGUGUACACGGAGGUUGCGGACACCGAAGGUACUCGACUAGAGGGGCUUUUUCUGGCAGCCUUGUGA
This is a messenger RNA of Colletotrichum higginsianum IMI 349063, 870 nucleotides long. Its product is annotated as Xylose isomerase TIM barrel. Bases 1 to 870 code for a protein of 289 amino acids. Lineage: Eukaryota; Fungi; Ascomycota; Sordariomycetes; Glomerellales; Glomerellaceae. The transcript is spliced from 7 exons. The record is from RefSeq and is a predicted model, not a curated record.